This is a messenger RNA of Diaporthe batatas, 1082 nucleotides long. RefSeq lists its product as uncharacterized. Bases 1 to 555 code for a protein of 184 amino acids. The record is from RefSeq and is a predicted model, not a curated record. The transcript has 2 exons. NCBI's taxonomy places the organism in Eukaryota, Fungi, Ascomycota, Sordariomycetes, Diaporthales, Diaporthaceae.
AUGUUCAAUCUCGACAAUGUCGAAAACUCGUCCUGGACUGCCAAGGAGCACGGCCCCCUCGCGCACGCCGUCGACGCGUUCUACUCAGCCGUUAGUGACGACUGGCUAGACGCCGACGAGGAGUUGUUCCGGGGUGUGUUGCCUCCGGUGAUUGAGCCCGUUAAGAAGUCGACGGGGUCAGCGCCCCGUACUCAGAACGAGGCCUGCCCCAACGUGCAGAAGUCUAAGUCGGCCGAGAUUGCCACUUUGCUCCAGCCUCCAGCUGAAAACCAACCUCGAACUCGAGAGACGUCGACCUCAGUUCGACACCAUCGACGUUUGGGGGCUUCCAGUGGUCUCUCACAAGGUUGCGGCAAACCCCAACGUGGCCAAGUACGUGUCCACGGGUCCAUGGCCGAGCAGGAGUACGACGCCAUCCAGCCCGGAGAGAAGAAGACCACGGAGGAGGUCAAGAAUCGCAAGGGUGAGGAGGAAGCGUCAGAGUACGCCAAGUACAACCAUUUCUCCGGAGGAGCGGAUGGACCUGCAGAUGACAAGGCCAAGCAGGCUGCAUGAGAAUAUGGUUCCAAGUCGGUCCUGCCACCGAGAACAUGAGUCCCACCCCUCAUCGGCACCCCUUGCCAUCCUCGCGCAGGGGCAAUACAGGCCUCAACACUUUUUAACAGGCUUGGAAGGACAGGGAGCAGGCCCUGAACUUCAACAACAGCAACGUCGGCAACGCGACCCCGGCUCCCGUUCGCCACCACACACAGGUGUCCGGCCCCUCCUCACCCCAGCACGUCCCCAUGGUGACGAGGCGCACGAGUGCCCUGCUGGAGACCAGAGCCUUUAUGAUACGUUCGACUACCCGGAUCUACAGCACCUACCUUAGCAAGCAAUAAUACGACAAUCCUAGGACAUGGCAAUCCAUUAAAGAAAGGGAAUCUCCCACUUGCAUUUGCUGCAAUAACUCAUUUUAUUCUUCUCUACAUCCUGGUCCCCAUCGUGUUCAAUUUCAACUAAGAUGUCGGUCGAUGGGACCAUACCAGUUCCUGUACCCGGGGGUCAGACCUUCGGUUGCCCCCUACGCCGGCAGGCGUAGG